Molecule: messenger RNA, 2939 nt
Organism: Callorhinchus milii (elephant shark)
Lineage: Eukaryota; Metazoa; Chordata; Chondrichthyes; Chimaeriformes; Callorhinchidae
Gene: gstr
Product: glutathione S-transferase rho
Exons: 6
Coding region: 92-772 (226 amino acids)
Source: RefSeq, a predicted model, not a curated record
GUGUGUGUGUGCCUGUGGGGGUGUGGGGGUAUAUAAGCGGCUGUGCUCGGUGUGGGAGGAGCAGUGAGGGGAGAGGACGGCACAGGGCGCGAUGGCGGACAGUAUGGUUGUGUUCUGGGGCUCGGGGUCUCCGCCGUGUUGGCGAGUGAUGAUCGCGUUGGAGGAGAAGCUGCUGUCGGGAUAUCAGCGCAGACUCCUGUCCUUCGAGAAGCAGCAGCACAAGUCCAAAGAAGUGUUGGCGAUUAACCCGCGGGGACAGCUGCCCACCUUCCGCCACGGGGACGUGGUCCUGAACGAGUCGUACGGCGUCUGCAUCUAUCUGGAAAAUCAGUUCAAAUCCCAGGGCGCUGAGCUCAUCCCCAGCUGCCCAACUGAACAGGCUGGUGUUUUGCAGAGGAUGUUUGAGGUCCAGACUCUGCAGGAGAAGAUGGGCAUUGUCAUCUAUUACAAAUGGAGGGUUCCAGAGAAUGAGCAGCAUGACACUGCUGUGGAGCGGAAUAAAAAGGCAUUGUCUGUGGAGUUGAAGCUCUGGGAAGGAUAUAUGGAAAAGGCAUCCCCCGAACCGUACAUAAUGGGAAAGAAUUUCACAAUGGCUGAUGUAAUGCUGUUUCCACAAUUGGCCUAUGGUGUCCGCUUUGCGUUAUCACAAGAAAAGUACCCCAAACUGCUGGAAUACUACCACCGCUUGGAGAAGCGCCCAAGUAUCCAGGCCUCCUGGCCACCCCACUGGAAAGAGAGUGCUCCGACUUCAGACAUACUGAAGGACAUCUGAGCCUCAAACAUAUGGAAUCUCAAAUGCCUGUGUUUUCCCAAACUCUUUCGGUGCUGACCCCUGAAAAAUAACUUUCAAUGUUUUCCCUUUGUUUUGUUGCUUCCCCCCAAAAAAAUCUACAAUAUUUGUUAAUGCCCAGCACUAAGCUUCAUGUAUGUGAUUUUUUAAAAAACCUUUCACACAAAAGGGAAGGAUGGAUUGCUAUUGAUUUCCUGCUCCCUAAUCCAACUACUUUCAGUCAACAUGGGGGAGGUAGGCUGCCCCUGCCUAUCCUGAUUGGUACUUGCCGUGGUCAUCAAGUAAAAGUGAAAAGUCUGCCCAUUUUAAAAACUUCAUGGUAAUUUUAAGGAAUUUUUUUUUUCUUUGUUCAUUUGUUUUUGACUCGCCCGUUAUCCCUGUGGCAAACAAAGCGAUCUACAUCCAUGAGCUCCUCUAACUGCGGUAAUGAGAUUAGCUGGCUGAAGGGGGAAAUGCUCCCAGCCCUGACAACAGAUCAUUUGAAGUACAAUACAAGCUUGUGCCAGUUGUCCAUGUCGAUCCCUGCCAUACUGCAGCACUAUUAUGGAGCUGAUACUAAUUGAUAGAAUGUCUCCUGCCACCUUGUAAUACCUUCCUCUCCUUCCCAAUUUCAGGUUCCUUUGAAUGUUCUCUCAUAUACUUUGUGCACUGUCUAUAUGCACCACACUAACCUUUAACCCAAGGGGCUCAUCAAACUGCACGUUCUACUCUGGGGACAGUGGCAGGAAUUUGGGAAACAUUAUUUCACUCUGUCCUCACAUCUUAGAAUUGAUAAUUUCAUACCUAUUCACCUAUACAAUGAGCUAUUUGUGUAGAGAGAUACAAGUCAUUUUACAAAGACAGAGAGAGAGGCUUAAAACCUGCGCGCAGAAUUAAACUUUAAUUGUUGAAAACAAAUUCAUCUUGCAGGAACUUGUUUCAAUCAAUAACACCAAAUUUAUCUUGGUAGCUGGAACAAGUUUACUACCUAACAAUGUGGUGGCCCGUUUUGUGCUGUCUAUAACCGACUUGCCAUUGAGUACAAUUCUUUGAACCAGUGAAAUGUGAUUAUUGGUAUAGAUCAGAUCUGUAUGAUUUAGACAGUGUUGAUUCAAGCUGAAUGUUAGAUUACUUGAAACUGAUUAGUUGAGCCUUCCUCUAUAUCCCUUGCAGUAUGAGAGAUGAAGCUGAUUAACCUUUCAACCUAGUAUUGGCUGAUGGGGCUCUGGUACCUUGCAACUUUUAGAUAUGAAAUUCAUAUUUGCUUUCCUUCUAGUCUGUUCUGUGGUAGCCCAGAGAUUUAAAGCCUAAAUGAAGUGCAGUGUUGCAGGUAGCUUAGAUUGUGCUCCUGGUUUGAAUUUCUUUCUGCCCCCGUUGCCAAUUUUGUCCCUUCUGCAAUCCUGUGCCAGGGAAGGAGGAUGGAGAAAGCCUUUAUUCUUGAAGUGGAACAGACUUAUCUUUGCCCUUCACACUUCCCUACCUUAAAUUCCCCAAAUGAAAUGUUUAUUUAAUAAUGCACUUCUAAUCAAACGUUAGUCCACGCUGUGCUUGCCUCAUCCAAUAGGUAAUAUUUAAACACAAACCUGAUACAGUCCAGUGGAGAGGAGUUUCAGUUUCCAUCCUCUGCUCUUCCACUUCCUACUUAAUUGUUAAUGUAAUGCAAUGAACCGCCAACAGCUGUCACUGCUGCGUGUUGUGCUUGUUAAUAUUCAGGCUGAAUUACUAACUGGGCUAAACUGCUUGGGGAAGAUGAACUAAAGUGGGAAAUAUGGGGUUUGAAGCUUAAUUCCUGAGACCUGCUAUAAGAGGAAUGUUGACUCUCUGGUCGAUUCAGUUUGUGCAGGUAGUGUAACCCUUGAUAACUGAUGCGAAAUAAAAGCCAACCAAAAUAACUGACCUAGGCUUGUGACGGGGCCUGUAACUGAUGGUGGGCUACGUUUUGCAGAACAGUGGCUGCUCUUGUGCUGCACCCUGCAGGCAAGUCUAUUUCUGGCAGACAUGUGAUUGCUUUUUCAUGGUUCUCACUGAGUGGAAUGUGCGUAGUUGCUCCUGGUGUUUUUCUAUUAACAUCAAUAUUUUGUGCUCUCUUUUAUGACAUGUACUGGCUAUUAAACUUUUAGUGGAAUAUGUUGGUACCUUUAACACUAUUAAACUUAUCAAUUUGACUGAC